UCCUCUCCUGGCCACGGGUGAUGCCGGUUCUGCCAUGGCCACCUGCCCUGAGCCACAGCCUGGGCAAGAGGCCAUGGGGUGUGUGGGGGUCCUGGCUACCCCAGAAGACCCUGAGGAAUGGCAGGGUGCCCAGAGGGAACGUUCCUGUCCCCCCGAAUGCCAGGAGGUGGCUGCUGUCCCUGCACCGCGAGCUAUAAAGCGUUUCCUGAAGGAGGACUCGGAGGAGGCUGAGCUGACCCAGCUCCUGCGGGAUUGCCCACCGGCCGACAGCCCCAGGAAGGUGGAGCCCCUGGAGAGCCGGCGGGAGCCCGGCCACCCCCUCUGUGGUGUGGGCAGGGUCCCCCCCGACGAACCCACUGACGAGAGGGAUGCCAGGAUCUUCUCCCGGUCUCGACCCUCGGAUUUCCAGCAGCACAUCGCCGCCCCACCACCCCCCAGCCCCAACCGCCCGCGGAGCCCCUGGGGGCAGCUGGACCCCUAUGACUCCUCUGAGGAUGACAAGGAGUAUGUGGGCUUCGCCACGCUGCCCAACCAAGUCCAUCGGAAGUCGGUGAAGAAGGGCUUUGACUUCACCCUGAUGGUGGCAGGGGAAUCUGGGCUGGGCAAAUCCACCCUGGUCAACAGCCUCUUCCUGACAGACAUGUACAGAGACCGCAAGCUGCUGAACGCUGAAGAGCGCAUCACGCAGACGGUGGAGAUCACCAAGCACGUGGUGGACAUCGAGGAGAAGGGUGUCAAGCUGCGCCUGACCAUUGUGGACACGCCGGGCUUUGGUGACGCUGUCAACAACACCGAGUGCUGGAAGCCAGUGGCCGACUACAUCGACCAGCAGUUCGAGCAGUAUUUCCGUGACGAAAGUGGCCUCAACCGGAAGAACAUCCAGGACAACCGCGUCCACUGCUGCAUCUACUUCAUCUCGCCCUUCGGCCACGGCCUCCGGCCCCUGGACGUGGAGUUCAUGAGAGCCCUGCACCAGCGGGUGAACAUCGUACCGGUGCUGGCCAAGGCUGACACCCUGACCCCCGCCGAGGUGGAGCGCAUGAAGAACAAGAUCCGGGAAGAGAUUGACCACUACGGCAUCCGCAUCUACCAAUUCCCUGAGUGUGACUCGGAUGAAGAUGAAGAGUUCAAGCUGCAGGACCAGGCGCUGAAGGAGAGCAUCCCCUUUGCCGUCAUCGGCAGCAACACAGUCGUGGAGGCCAAAGGCCGGCGCGUCCGCGGGCGCCUUUACCCCUGGGGCAUUGUGGAAGUGGAGAACCCAUCCCACUGCGACUUCGUGAAGCUGCGGACGAUGCUGGUGAGAACCCACAUGCAGGACCUCAAGGACGUGACGCGGGAAACCCACUAUGAGAACUACCGCACGCAGUGCAUCCAGAGCAUGACCCGCAUGGUGGUGAAGGAGAGGAACCGCAACAAGCUGACACGGGAGAGUGGGACGGAUUUCCCCAUCCCUGUCAUCCCCCCGGUGCCAGACGCGGAAACGGAGAAGCUCAUCCGGGAGAAGGACGAGGAGCUGCGGCGGAUGCAGGAGAUGCUCCAGAAGAUCCAGAAGCAGAUGAAGGACUCACACUAGCCCCCUCCUCCUCCUUCUCCCCCACCAGAUCAGAAAUGUUUACAUCACGCUCCAUCCUGCCCCAGCCCCGCUGCAAGACUCGGUACCAACACCGCACCUGCCACCUUAAGCUGCUGUGGUAUCGCCUUAUCCAACCGGCCAGCGCCCGUCCCAUGGGGACAGCGAGGGGACAGGGGACCCAGCCUGGGGGUCCUUUGUCCUGGUCAGAUUGCUGCCCCGGCCCCUCCCAGGCUGGGGACAGCUUUGUCCCCUGAGCUUUGGCUUUCCCUGUUUUCCCCGCAGCUUGGGGGAGGGCCACGGGCCAGCCUGCUCCCCAUGUCGUGUCCCUUGUCCCCGUGUCACCUCUGGCUGCCUGCUUACAGCCUUUACACUCAGCUUGGCCCUAAUUUAAGGGAAGACGAAAGGGGAGGUCCAAUCCCAGCCCCCAACCCCAAACCCUCAGCUGCUCUGCUGUGUGGGGGACAGGGCUGCUCCCCACUAGCCUUGGCUGGCAGGGGGGGACAGCAGAUCCUGGGGACCACAGGUUGACAAAGGGGAGGGAGGGACAGCUACCAUCCUGGCCAGGGUGGCAGCCGGCACUCAGACCCUACUCCCUCCGUGGUGAGGAGGGACUGAAGCUCAGUGGUUUCCAGCCCUGUGUCCUCAGCAGGGACCCUGUCCCCACCGAGCAUCGCCCCUGGGGAGGGCCAUGGCAGGGGGAGCAUCUGGGAAUCACAGUCCCUGGAGAAAGUCCCUUGAACCCCAAAUCAGAGGCUGGGGCCCCAGCCUGGCCACCACUUGAUGUUUGCCCUCUAAAGCAAUAACAACUCUCCUCUGUCCCCAGUGCUUCCCGACUCCUGGCAACUGCAACAUCCCUCGCUGGCAUUUCAGCCCCUGGUGCCACUUGCUUGUCUAUGGUGUCUCUGUGUGUCCCCAGGAUGUCCCUGUUCCUGCUGCUUCAUGGCAGAGCAUCAGUCUGUGCCCCCCAAGGAUGUCCCCAUCCAUGUUGUUUCCCAGCAAAGCACAGCAGUGUGUCCCCAUCAGUGCUGCUGCCCCCAGAGCACUGCAGCGUGUUCCCCUCAGACUGUCCCCACCCAUGUUGCUUUCCUGCAGACUACUAUGGUAGUGGCCCUGUGUCCCCUCAGGCUGUCCCCAUCCAUGUUACUGCCCUGCAGAGCACUGCAUUGUGUCUCUGUGUCCCCCCAGGGUGUCCCCAUCUGUGUUGCUUCCCAACAAAGUACUGCUGCGUGUUUCUGGGGCGAGCCCUGGCCUACACCUCCUGGCCAGUGGCCACAGGGCGUCCCUGGGGAGAUGGACCCAAAUCCCUCUCCAGCUCCCUGUCCCCAGGGACAGGGAAGGAUGAAAGGGGACAGCAAGGCUGCAGGGUGGAAGGAGAACUGGGAGCAGUGGGAUCACUGGGAGCUUGCUGGCACAGGGGUGCUCCCUGUCCCUGGCAGGACCACCUGAGCUGGGUUCCCCCAGGUGGGUUCACCCACCCCUGGGCGAGGGAUUUGCAUCCAGGUGGCUCAGCUGAUGGGGGCUGCAUCUGGCCGAGGCUCGGGGUGGGUGCUGCAGGGCGCUGGGGCAGUGUCCGGCAUGUGCCACCCGUGUCCCCGUGCCAGCCGGAGGGUCCCUUGGCCCCUGCGGGCAGGGAGCCCACGGGCAGGGCCCUGCAGGGUGUAUUAGCGCUUUCCUUUUUUUAAUCUUGCUAUUUUCUUACAGAAGUACCUACCUUCGCAUGACGGUCAUAGAGGCAUUUAUUAAAGGAUAAGCAGAGUAUAGGUUUAUAAAUUCUUAUAGAGCUAGUGGAAAUAUUUUUAUCCCUCCACAACCGUUCUCAAUAAAUACAGCUGACCCGGCUUGUCUGCAA
Messenger RNA from Tyto alba (common barn owl), 3422 nucleotides. RefSeq names its product septin-4. Bases 35 to 1573 code for a protein of 512 amino acids. The transcript is spliced from 13 exons. The record is from RefSeq and is a predicted model, not a curated record. Gene Ontology annotation, molecular function: GTP binding; GTPase activity; molecular adaptor activity. NCBI's taxonomy places the organism in Eukaryota, Metazoa, Chordata, Aves, Strigiformes, Tytonidae. Gene Ontology annotation, biological process: cytoskeleton-dependent cytokinesis; regulation of exocytosis. Gene Ontology annotation, cellular component: septin complex; cell division site; septin ring.